AUGUUCAUUUGUAAGAAGGAAGAGGAGGAGAAGGAGAAGGAGGGAAAUAUCAUGUUGCACCCGAAGCUUCCGUCCCAUGUCUCACAAGCGGACUGGACCCUUCCGCUUCGUGCACGGGCGACCGAGAAGUUAGGUAAUCUGGACCCUGCGCCGACGGAACCCCGCCGUUUUGUUGUGCCCCGCCAUCCCACCUCACCUCACCUCACCUCAGUCAAUCUCAUUGCGCCUGAACGUUCAAAAGCUCAAACACUCGCAGAGCUCGCCAAGUUUGUUUACCAACGUCGUGUCGUUCAACGCUCCAUCCUCCUCAACAACAAGAACGCCUCGAAUACGCAGAAAUCAAGAUCUACCAACAACAUCGAGGAAAGAAGGAAAGGUGACAGAGUUAUGGAAGUCAAGAAUCCGCGCCGGGUGUUGGCGGUCUCGCUUGCGGACUCGACGCAGCAUUUGAGUAGAGUCAUCAAAGACCUCACGGGCACCCACCCAGAACCGGCAUCCACAACCCUCGCGGGCACAACGCACAUCCUCCCCAUCAAGACGAGCUACUACACCGCCGACGUGCCCAUCUGGCUGGAUCUCAUCGACUCCCCGGCCGAGUGGUCCGCCUCCUUUCUCUCGCCCGAGGCCAAGGAGGUCCUCACCGUGCUGGGCGGGUUGGCUGUUGUUUUUGCGCUGCCUUCUUCUCCUUCAUCAUCGUCUUCGACAUCAGCCCCGUUACCGGCAGAUGGUACCACCCCUGCGCCAGCAUCAGUAACAGCACCGGCAACGACCCCCCAGCCCUCGCCAGAGGACACCCGCGCGCUCAUCACCGAGGUCGGGAGGGUCGUUCGCGAAGGGCUCGGCGGGUGGGGAUGGGACGGCGUCGGGUUGGGCAUCGGCGUCGGGGAUGGGACGGCGGACGAGUGGGAGGAUCUCUGCGCUGAGUGGGGACUCGAGUUUGUGCAGGUUCGUGGGGGUAAGAAGGAUGAUGGCCGGAACGAGUUUGGAGGUUCGUCACAUCCCCUUUCUUGUCUCUUCUUUUCCGUUCCUGCUUUGGGCUCUCUCUCUUGCUUCGGAUCAUUCAGUCUGCGGUCCGUCCAUGCUGACAUCCCUUUGCCAGAGAAAAUGGGCAUAGCAAGAGUCCUCGAAGCCCUCGAAUCCAACGACUGGGACGCCGCAGACGACAUGGACGGCCCAUCAGACCUCGAUUCGGACCUCGACACCGCCGCCGGUGAUUUACCCAGGAAACCCAGACCUCUAGCAGGCGGCACCAGCAACGACGACGACGGCGACGACAACGACGAUUUCGACCUCGACGACCCAGAGAACCUGGAUUUCGGCUUCGACAGAGCGGAUUUCGAAGGGCUGAAGAAGGCGAUUUGGAACCUCGAGCAGGAGCCGGAGGAUGAGGAUGAAGUAGUAGAAGGGGGAGCAGCGGACACGGCAAAAGCAGCGAGUGGAAGCGCAGGAGGCGCUGCUACCACCGAGAAACCGGAUUCGGCGAAGACGACGCAAGAGAAGAAGGCCGAGGACGCAGAAAAAGAGGACCUGAACGCCGAGGACGUGGAAAAGAUUGAGCAGAUGAUGCGCAAGCUGCAGGCUGUCCGGGACCUCAGCGCGGGGCUGCCCGAGGACCAGAGGCGGAGGAUGGCGAAGAAGGCCGUUGGGGAGGUGAUGAAGGAGCUUUGA
This is a messenger RNA of Colletotrichum paranaense, 1668 nucleotides long. Its product is annotated as alpha and gamma adaptin binding protein p34. The record is from RefSeq and is a predicted model, not a curated record. The transcript is spliced from 5 exons. The coding region runs from base 1 to 1668 and encodes 555 amino acids. Lineage: Eukaryota; Fungi; Ascomycota; Sordariomycetes; Glomerellales; Glomerellaceae.